GCACCUCGCGUCCACCUGCCGUCCGCCGACUGCCGUUGCGUCAUGGUCUGCGACGAUGGCUUGCAUGCCCCAUCGCCCCACGUCCGUCGCAAGUCGCUCCGUCGUCUUGCCUCCACACGAGGCUUCAAACCAAGGUCUUCUAGCGAACACGGCUGGAUACGAGUCUUCGACGGCCUCGAGCCUUUCGCCAUCGAAGCUCCGAGCAAACUGAUUAAGAUAUCCAGCAAAUCCACGGUCGAAGACGUAAACAAGAAACUUGGAUUUAGUGACGAAUUGUCUCUGUGGUUGCAAAUCGGAGGAGAAAAUUUGCGACGCUUGGAACCUAAUGAACGGCCUUUGCAAAUUCAAGACGAUAUUCUUAUGAAAAAUGGUUGGUCCUCGGAAGCGCGAAGAUUACGAUUGGCCGUGGAUCCUGAGUUGCGGCACAGUCUGCGCUGGAGUGCUGGACCUUCUGGGACAAUGGGCGGGGUGCUACAAUCGGGUACUAUUCACGUACUAAAAGGCCAUGUCUUCCCUCAAUGGAAACCUCGACAAGCUUAUAUUCAUGGAUCCAGAUUGCACACUUUAGGUGUACAAUGGGAUGUACUAGAACUAAGCGGUGGGACAAUAGAACUGUGUCAGCCGAAAGCUCAGAAGUUAGUGUUAUGCGUGAAGCCUCGUUGUCAUAGCAACAGUUUGAUUGAUGCUGGAGUCAAUCACCUCUUCCUUGGAUUUAGCACAGUUUGGGAGAGAAACAUGUGGUUCUCCUGGCUGAAUGAGGGCACUCAGAGUACUCAACCACCUAGCAUUCUCGACCUGAGCGGGGGUGGUCGGACAUCUCUAGAAGCGGCGCUAACUCGGCAUACUAGCAGCGAGUUUGCGGUCCGCGUGCUAAAGAUGUGCGGUAGUGCUUUAUCAGUAUUGCCGAAGCCGACCUGCAGUCUGACAGCUCUAAUACACCUUGACAUCAGCGACAAUAGGAUUUCUGAUCUACCACCAGAAAUAUGUCGACUGACACAAUUAGAAGAGUUGCUAGUAAGCGACAACGAGUUAAAAUCCCUGGAUUGCGUGUUAAGACUACCGCGACUCCGCACCCUGGUCGCUAUCCGAAAUAUGAUCACAAGCUUUGAGACCAGUAAUUCGCGGCAAAUGGGAACUGAGGAAGACAAUCGGUCGCAGCAUCGCGCGCCACUGACUACAGUUGAUCUCAGGCACAAUCGAUUAAAAGGGAGCAUCGUGCUUGGUAACUAUGAACAUUUGGUGACUUUAGAUAUAUCUCACAACUCUGUCGAAGUACUGGUGCUGUCGGCAUUACGCGGCCUGAGGGAACUAUACGCUUCACAUAAUGCCCUGCAGCAUUUAGCAUUGCACGGUGGUGCCCUAAGAAUCCUACGAGCUCCGCAUAAUCAAAUGGAAACGUUAACAACAACCGUGCCGCCGAUCAACUUAAUAGAAAUAAACGUAUCACAUAACCGUUUGACUUCGCUGCCGCAGUGGCUCAGCGGGUGCUCCGACCUUACGACCCUACAUGCCAGUAACAACUAUCUGACCUCACUACCGGAACAUUUGUUCUGCAGUGAACUCUCCAGCCUUAGUAACUUACAUCUCGCCCAUAAUAAAAUAUCAAAUAUACCCUCAAUGCCCCGUUUAAGGUCACCCUUAAAAAAACUGUUGCUACACGACAACUGUAUACAAACCUUACCAGAGAACUUCUUCUCAGUUUGUGACAGGUUAAAUAUUCUAAAUUUAUCUAAUAAUAGACUCAGUCGAUUACCCCGAGCGAGAGGACCGUCAUCACAUUGCUUAGAGCGUCUCUAUUUAACAGCAAAUUGUCUAACAGAUGAUGUUGUGGACGUAAUCAUUGCAUUUCGACGAUUAAAAAUACUUCAUCUGGCAUACAAUUGUUUAACGAGUUUACCCGAUAAUUCAUUUAACUUUUGGCUUGAGAUCGAAGAACUGGUGGUUUCCGGCAACUGUCUAACAAAACUUCCGGAUAAUUUGCCGCAGCUAAAUAACAUACGUGUAGUACGCGCACACUCAAACAGAUUACGAUCAGCACCUAUGUUCGCAUGCAGCGCAUCCGUUAAGAUAUUAGAUUUUGCUCACAAUGAACUUGAUACUGUGGAUCUGAGGUUGCUGGCUCCGAAACAAUUAAAAUUCCUCGAUAUAUCCUGCAACAAAAAGUUGCAAGUCGAUCCAUCUCAAUUCACAUCAUAUAGAUGCCAACGACCUUUAAGCUUAGUUGAUGUUACUGGUAGGAGUUCGCUGCCGUGGUCCCAGAAAAGUGGAUAUCACGAAGAGCUAAAUGGACUUACACCUUGGAGUACGGGAUUUUCUGAAUGUCCUAAUAAAUUAUUACAAUUAUCAUGUGCCCAAAUUCUUUUUCCAUCAUUUUGCAACAAGGAAGGACUCUUUGCGAUAAUCGAUGGUGAAACUGAUACUGAAGUUCCAAGAAUCCUCCAGUCAAGCUUACCAGGCCUACUUCUAGAAGAAAAAUCAAUUAAAGAAACUAUGAAUGAAUACAUGAAAUAUGUCGUUUUGUCAGCUCAUAGAGAAUUAAAAGAAAAAGGACAGAGAAAAGGAGCGUGUCUGAUUAUGUGUCAUCUAUCACCAAUUACCCAACCUGAAAAUGGAUUUGGCAAUAACUUGAAAAGAUAUAAUAUGAGGCUUGCAAAUGUCGGCGACACUCGUGCUGUUUUAAGUAGACGUAAUGGUCCUUUGAGUUUAGGAAUAGAAAACAAUAAGCGUUUAGGUUAUUCCUCUCGCUACCCAAAUACAGUACCUGAUCCAGACGUCAUCCAAACUAUUAUUAAAGAUGAUGACGAAUUUUUAAUUUUAGGAAACGGAACAUUUUGGAAUGCUGUCAGUGUUGAUGCAGCGGUGUCGGAAGUACGCGCUGAAAGGAAUCCUGUCCUUGCAGCAAAGCGUUUACAAGACUUGGCCCAAAGUUAUGGAGUAGAAGACUGCAUUUCUAUUUUAAUAGUACGUUUUGAUACAAGCGGCAGAUCUGAUGUUGAUCUGUUGAUGAGAGAAUUGAGACAAACAAUUACAACGAAUAAAUCUACGUGCAGGCCUGACUGUUGUUGUUCCAGAUUGGAGCCUUGCUGUCAUUCUAUCACCCCACCUAAACCUGGCAGCGAUCGGUCCUCGCCGAGCGGUCAAAGUGAUCUCCCACCUAUGGAAAUUGUCAGCACUCAACAUUACGCAAGUGUACGAUCACAGAAUAGAGCUUCUGAUCGGAAAAGCCGUGGCGGGGUCGCUCGAGCGAUAAGAGUUCGAGUGGAAGAAGAAAGAGACGACGAACAAAGAAAAGAAGAAUCUCCUUCAUCCGAAGAACAAUUCAAAUGUUGGGAGUACAUGCUAGAACAAAAUACUCAAAUGUUAUUUGACAAGGAAUUGGACAAUUUGUCUAAGGGGAUAAAAUCAAACGUAGGCACUCUGAAAAACCUAAAAGGGUUGUCAGGUAGUAGUCCUCAAUUACAUCUCUCUGGCAAACAAUCAAAAGGUGUUCCAUUUCUUUCUAAACAUUUUGGUAGCGCUCGGACAUUUGGUACGGCACUUAAACCGGAAUUCAGAUUCGGUUCUGGAAGGGUACCGAAUGGCGGACCGAAUGCUGCAUAUUUUGGUUCUCUCCAAAGACUGAUGCCUUAUCAUUUAGAAUACGACUUUGCUGUGAUACAGGAAAAAGGAACACAAUCACAGGAAUCUUUAGACCUGGAAGGUCGUAUGCAGCAAUAUUGGGGAGUGGCCACCACGGAACUGUAAAUAUAAAAUAAAAGUGUAAUUGUAAAUAAAAUUAUCAUAAAUUAGAAUAGUAAUAUUUAUGUACCAUUUAUCUCUCGACUAGAUUUUUUUGCACAAAGUAUUUUAUAUUU
This is a messenger RNA of Papilio machaon (common yellow swallowtail), 3854 nucleotides long. It is a transcript of the gene Phlpp, whose product is annotated as protein phosphatase PHLPP-like protein. The transcript has 7 exons. Gene Ontology annotation, molecular function: protein binding. The record is from RefSeq and is a predicted model, not a curated record. Lineage: Eukaryota; Metazoa; Arthropoda; Insecta; Lepidoptera; Papilionidae. The coding region runs from base 43 to 3744 and encodes 1233 amino acids.